AUGAAGCUGCCGGAGGGACGCAUUCCCUGCUUCAUGUGUCAUCAGGUGGUCAGCACCUCAGCCCAACACAGCACCACCCCAGUCCCCAUCAGCCCCUUCCCAGACCAACACAGCACCACUCCAGUCCCCAUCAGCCCCUUCCCAGACCAACACAGCACCACCCCAGUCCCCAUCAGCCCCUUCCCAGACCAACACAGCACCACCCCAGUCCCCAUCAGCCCCUUCCCAGACCAACACAGCACCACCCCAGUCCCCAUCAGCCCCUUCCCAGACCAACACAGCACCACCCCAGUCCCUAUCAGCCCCUUCCCAGCCCAGCACACUACCAGUCCUGUCCCUAUCAGGUCCCUCCCAGCCCAACAUGCCACCGUCUCAGGUCCAGUCAGCCCCCUCCCAGCCCAACACACCACCGUUCCAGGCCCAGUCAGCCCCCUCCCAGCCCAACACAGCCUCAGCACAGCUUGA
Messenger RNA from Eriocheir sinensis (Chinese mitten crab), 465 nucleotides. Its product is annotated as putative proline-rich protein 21. The record is from RefSeq and is a predicted model, not a curated record. The coding region runs from base 1 to 465 and encodes 154 amino acids. NCBI's taxonomy places the organism in Eukaryota, Metazoa, Arthropoda, Malacostraca, Decapoda, Varunidae. The transcript is spliced from 2 exons.